Messenger RNA from Anguilla rostrata (American eel), 5432 nucleotides. Its product is annotated as phosphatidylinositide phosphatase SAC2-like. Gene Ontology annotation, biological process: phosphatidylinositol dephosphorylation; regulation of endocytic recycling. Bases 121 to 2388 code for a protein of 755 amino acids. Gene Ontology annotation, cellular component: early endosome; clathrin-coated endocytic vesicle. The transcript has 9 exons. Gene Ontology annotation, molecular function: phosphatidylinositol-4-phosphate phosphatase activity. NCBI's taxonomy places the organism in Eukaryota, Metazoa, Chordata, Actinopteri, Anguilliformes, Anguillidae. The record is from RefSeq and is a predicted model, not a curated record.
ACUGGUUUACUCCAGUAGAUGGCGCCGCCCCUAGUGUGUAUGUGACUGUGUGUUUGGCCCUGCAGGGUAGACCAGGCAGGAGUUAUCUGCAGGCAGGAAGGCAUUUUCCGGGUGAACUGCAUGGACUGCCUGGACAGGACCAACGUGGUCCAGGCGGCCAUCGCCCGGACUGUGAUGGAGCAGCAGCUGAAGAAGUUGGGCGUGAUGCCGCCAGAACAGCCCCUCCCCCUGCGCUGCUACCGGAUAUAUCAGGUCAUGUGGGCCAACAACGGAGACACCAUCAGCCGACAGUACGCUGGCACUGCUGCUCUGAAGGGAGACUUCACCAGAACAGGAGAGAGGAGACUGGCUGGGGUGAUGAAGGAUGGCGUGAACUCCGCCAACCGUUACUAUCUCAACCGCUUCCGGGAUGCGUACAGGCAAGCCGUCAUAGAUCUAAUGAUGGGCCUCCCUGUGACGGAGGACCUGUACUCCAUCUUCAGCAAGGAGAAGGAGCAGGAGGAGAAGGAGAAAGAGCAGGAGGAGAAGGAGCAGGCUGGGCAGCGGGCUCAGCAGGAGCAGGUCAGCCUCCUGCUGCAGACCUACAUGCAGAUGCUGCUCCCGGAGGAGGAGAAGUUCCACGGAGGAUGGGCCCUUAUCGACUGCGACCCCAGCCUUAUUGAUGCUACGCACAAGGAUGUGGACGUGCUGCUCCUGCUGUCUAACAGUGCGUACUACGUGGCCUACUACGAUGACGAAGCCGAUAAGGUCAGCCAGUAUCAGCGGAUUGGACUCGAGGACUUGGAAAAGAUUGAAAUAGGACCCGAACCCACCCUGUUUGGGAAGCCCAAAUUCUGCUGCAUGCGUGUGCACCACAAGAAGGAGGAGAUGAGCGGGUAUUUCCACACCCUGAGGGCAGUCACGCGGCACCCAGAGGAUGAUGGGAAAGAUACUUUGCAGUGUAUUGCUGAGAUUCUUCGGAUUUCUAAGCAAGCCUUGGGCCUCGAGCUAGUGGUGACAGAGAAGAAACUAGAGAGGAAACACAGUAGGCCUCACGACGACAUCAUGGGCAUACGAGAAAAAAACCAGGACCAGGUCCUUGGCAGCACCGGCCUGGCUCAAGGCAAAAACUUCCUGAUGAACAAGUUUUCGUCCCUGAACCAGAAGGUGAAGCAGACCAAAUCGAACGUCAACAUCGGCAACUUCAAACCCCUGGGGAAGCUGGGGAACAUCUCCAAGACGGACGUGACGGCCAACUUCCUCAAGCCGAACAUGAAGGUGGCCCUGUGGAAGUCCGACAGCAGCCUGGAGACGCUGGAGAACAACCCCGGCGGCGGGGCGCACAAGGGCCACUCGGACGCGUCGGACCUGGAGAUCUCCUCCGACUCCGACUCCUGCCACUCCGACGACCGGCCCCACUCCGCGUCCCUGGAGAACGUGGACUACGUGCUGCCCAGCUGCGGCAUCGUGGCGUCGGCCCCGCGCCUGGGCGCCCGCUCCCAGUCCAUCGGCGGCGUGGAGAUCGUCGUGCCCUCCAUCAUCCGCAUCACCAACUGCGAGGGCAAGACGGAGGGGCGGGAUGAGGCGGAGGAGGAGGAGGAGGAGGGGCGGAACAGAGGUCCAAAGGGGCAUGGUGACGCAUCAAAGGGGCAGGGUGAAGUGCCGAAGGGGCAGAGCAAAGCACCAGAGGGGCGGGGCAAAUCACCAGAUGGGCGGGGCAAAUCACCAGAUAGGCGGGGCAAAUCACCAGAGGGGCGGGGUGAAGCACCAGAGGGGCGGAACAAAGGACCAAAGGGGCAGGGUGAAGCACCAGAGGGGCGGGACAAAGGGUCAAAGGGGCAGGCCGCUGAAGCCGCGAUGGAGGAGGAUGCGAAGCUGAGCUUCGGGACCCCCAUCGACGCCUACUGCCUCCAGUUCGCCCAGGACGCAAAGAGCAAGUGCGCGGGGGCCCCGGAGGCCCCGGCCCCCGCCGCCCCCCCUCAGCAGGACGCUCGCGCGCCGGGCAGCGCGGUGGCGCCCGCCAGCGCGGAAAGCCAGCCGCCACCGCCGCCACCGGGGGAGCAGCAGCUCCCGAGGCCCGCCCAGCUGGACGUGAGCGCGGACCUGCUGAGCGUCCAGCCGCCGGGCUCCGCCGCCUCCGCCUCCUCGCAGAGGAGCCUGGGCGCCCCCCCGGAGGGCAGCGCCGAGCCCUCCCCGGCCGACGGCAGCCGCACCGUCUCGCCGUUCGCCAAGAUCCGGAGCUCCAUGGUGCAGGUGGCCAGCCUGACGCAGGCCGGGCUCAGCCAGGGCAUCAGCUUCGCCGUGGCCAAGGUCCAGAAGAGCCCAGAGCCGGAGGCUGUCAACGAGACCCAGCAGAACCAGCUGAAAGCCAUGUUCACCCAGUGCCAGACCAGGAUCAUUCAGAUAUAGCGCCCUCCUCAGGCGCCUCGCUGUCGUUGGCGUACUGCACCUGAAGAAAAUGAGCUUGCACACACGACCCGUCGUUGCCGAUCCAAGUAAACCUGGAAAGUUCUGUGCUGACCCAUGUUUUUUUGGGGCGGCGUUUUCUCCAGUCGACCCAGUUAGAAGUGGCUGUAUUCAGUGUCCCGAUGGUCUUUUCACAGAAAUAUUUCAUCCAUGUUGCAUGUCCAGCUCUUGUUAGAGUAAGGUAGACGAAAGCAGGCCGAGUUUUACAGAAUGUCAGAAAGACGACUUAAAAUUAGCCUGUGAUAGUGGCACUGUCUGAAUCUAAACCGUUUCAAAAUGGCCGAGAUGGCAGAUCCAGUUGACUGGUUCAAUUUCCUUACUGAAAAUAAAUUUUAAAUAAUUUUAUAUGUCCAUCUGUGUAAUUUAACAAAACGGUGUAAAUUAAACACUAAAACUGUCAUGAACGGGUAUCUCCAAGUGAAAUCAAAUGUAGCUUUUAAUUUUAAAUUAAAUUAAUGGAAAUAUUUCCCCUUGGAACAAUUGUUAGUUGGAGUGCUAAUGUAUGUAUAUAUAUAUAUAUAUAUUUUAGUCACAAGGCUGCCAUAGCUAGUGUGACUUUGCACCAAACGUAAAACAUAACAGAAUGUAAUGCAAUCUGGAGUUUGGAGAUGUGGACGGGGAUCGGAGCGGAUGUGUAGGCUAUAACUCCAGUGCCAAAAUCAUCUAGUCUGGUGAAAUGAAAAGUUUAUUUUCCCGUCAUAAGCAUGAUUGUGCACUGCAAGGGAAAUCAUGUGUGAUCUCGGUUAGAGUGUGUUUCCUGCGGAGUUGAGCGUUCCCUGUACGGAAGAGUGUGUUUCCCGUAGGGGAAAUUGUGCGCUUCCUGUGGGGGCAAAAGUGUUUCCUGUAGGGAAUCGGAGUGUGCGUUUCCUGCUGUGUACAGUGCAUUUCUUCUGGGGAAGAGUGUGUUUCCUGCGGUGUGGAAUGUUUCCUGUAUGGAAGUGUGUUUCCUGCUGAGUAGAAUUGACGCGUGUUUCCUGUAGGCUAUAGUGUGUUUCCUGUAGGGUAUAUUGUGUUUCCUGUAGGGUAUAGUGCAUUUCCUGUAGGGUAUAUUGUGUUUCCUGUAGGGUAUAGUGAGUUUCCUGUAGAGUAUAGUGUGUUUCCUCUUGGGUGUGGAAGCAUGUGUUUUGGUUACUGAACCUCUGUAAACACAGGAUUGCCUCGGUGGGAUAUCCAGGACUGUUCUUUAUUUACUUCAUAAGCAUAAGCUGAGUAACAAGACACCAUAAAAAUGUCCAAAGUGAGUUCCGAAUUGGUGAGUCUCCAACAGGGUUGGAGAAGAAUUUCAUUUAAGUUGGGUAAUUAAUUUCGGAAUUUAAUCGAACCCGGAAUCAUCACAGGACAUCGUGGCCAUUUCUCAAUUUAUGAAUUGAAUUUAAUUUCAGUUACUGAACUCAGCCCCAGGCUCUCCUCUCCAGUCUCUCAGGCUUCCAGUCUUGGUCGCUGUUUAAUGCGCGAACAGAAGUGAUUGUUUCAGCACUCCAAGGUAAGUUUACACAAGCAGCGCAACGGAAACUGAACUAAUGACCGUGUUGUAAAUUAUAUGUAAAAUAUGUAUAAAGUUGGAAUUGUUCUACAUUUCAUUGUUCUAUAAAGAUAGCGUGUUGGACUUUUGCAAUGAUUAAUAAUCCUUGCAAGUUUUUUUUUUUUUUUUUUUCUUUCUCGUGAGGUACUGGUAGAUCAGCUCCUGUAACUGUGCACCUCCGAGAACUCUGUCUCCUGAAAGGGUCACAUGAGUCCAAAGGGACUAAUUUAUUUCGGAACGACCAAACUGACGUGGCACUAUAUGAAUGCAUUUCCGUGCAAUUAGAAGAUGGCUUUCAAGCUCAUUUUCCUGUCAUUGAAACAAGUUGAGCUUUAGAUUGAAUUCUGAAGAAUGUUUUAGGUCUGUUUAGCUGAAAUUUUAACUGGAUCUUAAUGUUACGUGUAUCGUACGUUUGAUUAACAGUAGGAAAUAGGCCAUGGGUAACAGAACUGGCUUAGAGAACUAGAGAACUUGUAUUAUACUGUAAUCGUACUCUGAAAUGCAACUGUAAGCCUCAUUAGAUUAUUAUUUUAUGAUACCGAAUAUAUUCAAUUCUUAACGUGUGAUUCAUUACGUAUGUCAUCCAUUUGAUGGGAAAAUACUCCUUUUUUGUGUACUGGUACCAUAUCAACUGACAUUCUUUUAUAAGCUUCACAGAGUUUACAGAGCUAUUACAGGCGAGGUAUGGAUGUAGUCGUCUUGCACAAACUUGCAAAGAGGUGUUACUGUUUUAGCAGCCCUGUAGCUAUUUUUCGCACUCAAAUUGAGGCGCUAACUGCCAGUAGCUGGUAGGACACGGUUGUAGCAGGCUAAUAAUAUCAGAUGCUACCGCUGUUGAGGUCAGGCUUGCAAUAGGAAGUGUUUUAGCUGUGGGAUUCUGCACUGUAUCUGUCUGCUACUGUUAUCUGUUCCAAAACAAAGAGUUCUCAGCCAUUCUCAGUAAAAACAAAGGGUACAUAAUAAUGGUGGAUUAUUUACAACAACAAAAAAACAAACAAAUGUGGAAUUUUUUGGUUUUUGAAAUGUUUGGUUUUUGCAUUUUUGUUUUCUUUUUUUUUGCUGUGAAACUAUUUCCUGGCUGGCGGAUGGAGUUGAGUGUUAAGAUACAACUAUUAGAAGAACUUUGAGCAGGCGUUUCCACCGAAGAACAGCUGUUAUGAUCAUGUUUGCCUUUCCCCCCUUUGAUAAAGUGCUCUGAAUUAAGAUCAAUUAUGUUAGAGAGUGACAGUCGUAUUAUCACCAUUGUUGUCAGAGGUCAUGAGCAUAUUCUUCUGUCGGUCAUAUUUGUGUGGUUGUUGGUCAUUACUUUCAUGGCAAAACUUGAAAAAUAUUUUUGCCCCUUGUAUUCUAAACUGUUGCAUAUUAAAAUAUUUAUUCUCAUCGCUGUAUUGCAUUCUGUUGGAUUGUCCUAUCAUUGUGGCAAUAAACAUAUACUGAUGAUAACAGUCAAGUACUGCUCUUGGAA